UAACAUGUUUUAAUGGUUUUCAUUUAUUUCUCUUGUUAUUACUAGGAAUGUUCCGAGGCUCUUUUUUUUGUAUAUUGACAGAAAUUUCCUUAUUGAAACUACCAAUAGUGUUUCAUAGUGAAUAAUUAUAUGUACAAGGUUUGGAAGUUUAAAUGAAAAUAUAGAAAAUCUAUGUAGUUCACAAGUUAUUUCCGCGUUCAUGAUUUCUAGUGAGAGAUUCCAAUAGCACGGUCGGGCAUCGGAAAAACAGUAUCAUACGAGCAGUGUUAACUGUUGUUUAAAGUAGUUAUGUUUAAUAUGUUAUAGAAAACGGAUCUCCGACCCGAACCAUGCAUUAAUGAUAACUUUGACGCAAAACAACAUCAUUUUAUAUCUCGAAGGAAAUGUGCAAAAUAUAUAUAGAUAAAGCGGAUUAAAAUUAAAGAAAAGUAAUAAGAUGUAGCCAUACCACGGAUUAAAAAUAACUAUAAUGAAGUUAGUUUGCUAGGAAAAUGGACGUAAAUACAGUUUGCGAAAUAAAUUAAUGCAAAUUUUGAAUUUCAUUUUCAAAUUGAAUAAAACAAUCAAUUAUUGUUUUGUAGGAUUUGAAAUUAAAUAUUAUUAUUUAUAUAGUAUCAUUAACUUCUUGAUAUUGUUUACUUUUUGAUGAUGCUAUUAAAUUUAGUGCCGUGUAUUUGAGUGUUAAGUGUCAUAUAAUUGUGUUUAUAAUCAUCCUCGAUAAAUACAACACAUCAUUGAAUUGCAUGAUUUUGAUUAAGACUUAUAAAAAUGGGAUGUACAUGUGAUAAAAUAUGGAGGCGGAUACAUUCAAAGGUUGGUCACAAAAGCGAUAGUUUAGAUGGGCCACCAGCAUUGUCCGACGCCCAGAAAGCUGCUAUUCGGAAUAACUGGAAGAUUUUAAAAUGCAAUGUGGCCAACAUUGGAGUUAUUACUUAUGUAAGUAUGUUUGAAAGUAGGCCAGAGCUGAUGGAAGUAUUUUCAAAGUUUAAAGGUCGAGACUUGCUGGAACUAAAACGUGCAGGUUUACUUCGACAACAUGCACUGAGAGUUAUGGCAACAAUAGAUAAAGUUAUAACCCGCCUUGAUGAGCCUACUGCUUUGAUAACUUUGCUCAAGGAAUCUGGGGCUCAUCACAAACUGUACAAAGUGCCACAAGAUUAUUUACAGAUAAUUUUACCUCAUUUUCUGAAUGCAAUCAAACCCCAUAUUGAAGACCAUUGGUGUGAUGACUUAGAGAACGCUUGGAAAACAAUGUUUGAUAUAAUAAUUUACUACAUGAAAGAAGGUUACAAAGAACCGAAACAUUGUCAUAGAGAGUAUAUUGUGGAGUCAACGUCAUAACCUGGUGAUGUGUAUUCAUGCUGAAAAACGAAGCAAAAUUAAUAUGUUCAUUAACAUAUGUUUUUUUCCUUUUGAUUAUAAUUUAAUAAUGAUAAUUUCACAAUGUUAAAAAUUUACAG
Molecule: messenger RNA, 1460 nt
Organism: Ruditapes philippinarum (Manila clam)
Lineage: Eukaryota; Metazoa; Mollusca; Bivalvia; Venerida; Veneridae
Product: globin-1-like
Exons: 3
Coding region: 769-1341 (190 amino acids)
Molecular function (GO): oxygen binding; heme binding
Source: RefSeq, a predicted model, not a curated record